Daldinia decipiens is the source of this 1590-nucleotide messenger RNA. RefSeq names its product GTP cyclohydrolase N terminal-domain-containing protein. Bases 1 to 1590 code for a protein of 529 amino acids. Lineage: Eukaryota; Fungi; Ascomycota; Sordariomycetes; Xylariales; Hypoxylaceae. Gene Ontology annotation, molecular function: GTP cyclohydrolase II activity. Gene Ontology annotation, biological process: riboflavin biosynthetic process. The record is from RefSeq and is a predicted model, not a curated record. The transcript has 18 exons.
AUGGCGGACUCGGGUAUAAACAGUUCUGUGGGCAUGGCCGACGUCCUUGAGGCCCUGAAGAGUAUCCAGGAGAACCAGACCAAAUUGGCAUCCGAAGUCGAAUCCGUCUCCCUUCGACUUGAUACUCUUGCUCCGUCCGGCCAAGUGCCGAGCCUCAGUAUCAAUAGGGUAGCAACUCCCCUUGCUGUGGCCCCGACAUCACCGAUCCGGUCGACCUUGGCUGCUGGUGAGGCUGAAUCCGGUAACACAUCGCCUACAACAAGAGAAGCAACUCAGGCACAAAAAGCCGGAUUCACAUCCCGAAUUAUACUUACUACAUAUCCCAAACAGAUUGGUAUUAACCCACUCCCUCUUCAAUGGGGGGCUCCGGAUGCAGCCAGCCGAGGCCCGGUGGUCGUCUCCCGGUCAUCAUCCACAAUUCGAAAGCGCAACGCUAUCGGAGCACACGGUGGUUCCUAUUCCAUCUACUUUGCUCUUGCACUUGCUAGCAAGCAGCUCAACGCCAACCAUAGGCCAGAUUUCACCAACACCGAACCGGCCGCCAAUAUUGGCCCGUUUCCUCAAUGGAGCGAUAAGAAAAAGAUCGUCGCUAUGGAUCCUUGGGGUCACUUGGCCCCGUGGCUUUUCGCCGACGUUAUAGAAAAGGAGGACGUUGAUAUUCGCCCCACAAUCGCCAUAACCAAAGCUCAUAUGAAGCUUCCGGAGCUAGAGGAAAGCGUUCGAAGAGGUAGACUUAUUCCCGAUGGGAAAGUUUGCCUGAAUGCACAGGGGGAGCUGGCAGUGACCAAGUUUGCAGUUGAGCCAGUUUGGUACCUCCCCGGAGUAGCUGAGAGAUUUGGUAUAGAUGAGGGUGUUCUAAGGCGCUCACUCUUCGAACACACUGGGGGUAGCUAUCCAGAACUUAUCACACGAGGCGACAUUAAGGUCUUCUUACCUCCAAUCGGCGGGCUGACUGUAUAUUGCUUCGGGGACCCGGCGAAGAUGUCUGACGAAAAGAGCAGACUAGCCUUACGUAUUCACGAUGAGUGCAACGGUAGUGAUGUGUUUGGCUCCGAUAUCUGCACUUGCAGACCCUAUCUUAUCUUCGGCAUCGAAGAGGCCGUCAAGGAAGCACAGAAUGGCGGCAGUGGCGUUGUCAUCUACUUCAGAAAAGAAGGACGGGCUUUGGGUGAAGUAACUAAGGUAUUAUACCCCCGAGUUGUAGCUGGUCAAAUACUGACAUCUAGUAUUGUAUACAACGCUAGAAAACGGGGCGAAGAUCGUGCCUCGGACUAUUUCAAAAGAACCGAAAAUGUCGCCGGAGUUAAAGACAUGCGUUUCCAGGCUCUAAUGCCUGAUAUACUUCACUGGCUCGGCAUAAAGAAGAUCGAUAGAAUGCUGAGCAUGAGCAAUAUGAAGUACGAUGCUAUCGUUGGUCAGGGUAUUCCUAUCCAUGAGAGGGUAGAACUUCCCGAGGACUUAAUCCCCGCAGAUUCACGGGUCGAGAUAGAUGCCAAGAUUACUGCCGGAUAUUUCACUACCGGCAACAGAAUGACUGCCGAAGAAUUGAAAGCCGUCCAGGGACGGAUGUGGGAAGACGUCGACCACUGA